Molecule: messenger RNA, 1836 nt
Organism: Pseudomassariella vexata
Lineage: Eukaryota; Fungi; Ascomycota; Sordariomycetes; Amphisphaeriales; Pseudomassariaceae
Exons: 2
Coding region: 1-1836 (611 amino acids)
Molecular function (GO): protein binding
Source: RefSeq, a predicted model, not a curated record
AUGGAGCCAAAAGACGAGGCCGAGGAUGACGCUCACGGCCGCCAAAUAUCCACCUUCAAUUACUACAUUGUUGGCAUGCUCACGAGGCUCAGCACCAUUAUCCCGGUCUUUGGGCAGAGAUUUAAAGACGAGGGAGACCGGAAGGAGCGAUGGAGCAUGUCUUCCAUUCAUGCAGCGUCGUCCCUCACGGGAGGCAGGCGCGCCUUCGACUCUGUUCGAUUCAAAAUUCGGCAUUCUAAACGUAUUGAAAGUCUCAUGGACAGGCUGGCCAUGUUUCGGUUCUCGUCAAGCCGCAGCGAUGAUUCGCACGACGGCCAGGACGAAUGUGACAGCCAGCUUUUGACCGACGACAGCCGUGAGCUGAAGAUGAAGACUUUGGUCAAAGUCGCGCGAGAUGCCGAAUCGGUCAUCUCCAGUUCGUCGACGGACUCUGCCAGCCUUGUAUCAAUGCCGCAUCCUGGAACCCCAUCGAAAUUACUCGAGCUACCACAGGAGCUCUUCGAUGAGAUCACCAGCUACCUCGGGCCGGCGAACAUUGUCGUGCUCGCGCUCGUCAAUAAGGAGUUGCUCGGUCGGUUCAUUCGCACUUGCCCUCCCUCUCCGAGUCUGCCAACCCCGGGUCCGAAUGCUGGCCCCUUGACGCAGGCAUCCCAAUGGAAAGCUUUGGGCGAUUUCAUAAAGAGAGCAGAUGGAGCCAAGGCCAAAUCCCGAGGCACGUUGUUGAGUCUUCUGGAUCUUGACCUGGUCGACCUAGUCUAUUGCUACAAAUGUAAGAAGAUGCACGAUCCCUUCGUGACUUUUAUCGACCGGGCCUACGCACCAAAGAAGUCGAGCCGCUGUGUGGACUACGGUGCGGAUCACCACAUGCCACCCAGGGCUACGCGAAAGCUUCUCCGAGCCAUCACCAAGCGACGGAAACGGGGAGCGCCGUACAAGGAUCUGAUUCCCCAAGUCAAUAACACCGUCACAACAUAUCGCAACGGUAUCAUGGUGCAAGCUUCUCUGCGCAUGCGCUAUCGUGGCGACCUACUUCUGUUGCGACGACAACAAAUUGUGUCCUCAAUCGACAAGACGUCGUUAGCGUUGUGGGUAUUUAGACAGCAAUUAAGGGAUCAGGCGCUGCCCUCCCAAGCCGCUAUGACCAGUCCCAAGGUACACAAGAUCUGUAAUCACAUCAUUUGGAACGAAAAGUAUAUAUCGCUCCUGCAGGCGAUGACAGAUCCACUGUGCAAAUGCAAAGAGAAUCACAGUGGCCCCGCGUCGCUGCCCCUACAUUCACCGGCAUGCUUCAGUCGAGCUCCGUACGAUGCGUCCAAGGAUAAUAACCACAUAGUUGGGAAGCAGUUCGAUGCCAUCUCACGCGAGCUCAAGCACCUGCCAGAUGACGCAAACGCCACUACGGCGCGGCUUGGAGACGUCUUUGGCUGUACACAAUGUACGACCGACUUUCAGAUGGACGUAGUUGCUCUUCCUGAUCCUUUCGGGUGGGGCUUCGUUCUCACGACAUGGCUAGACCUGGGUCCAGUUGAUUUCUGUGCCAAGUGGGACAGUCAUCGUGAUGCCCGGCCAGGACGUCUCUACGGGCGCCAGCCACCCCAUGGAGACAUUUGCAGCAGCUUCGAGAACUUGUCCGACGAGACGCAGUAUCGACCGCAGAUCAGCGAAAUCAACUUGGAAAGGUUGACCAACUAUGGAUGGGGGCCACGUGCCGCCAAGGGAACGGAUCGGUACAUCACAUGGAGUUCGGGACACAGCGCAGAUCCGGUUACCGGACGUUUUUUGGAUCCGGAUCCGCUUGAGCCCGACGACUUGGAAGGAGAUUCUUUAGCGGUGUAA